Molecule: messenger RNA, 2805 nt
Organism: Talaromyces amestolkiae
Lineage: Eukaryota; Fungi; Ascomycota; Eurotiomycetes; Eurotiales; Trichocomaceae
Exons: 6
Coding region: 1-2805 (934 amino acids)
Biological process (GO): endosome to lysosome transport; protein transport; G protein-coupled receptor signaling pathway
Cellular component (GO): membrane; ESCRT I complex
Molecular function (GO): mating-type factor pheromone receptor activity; ubiquitin binding
Source: RefSeq, a predicted model, not a curated record
AUGCCAUUCGACCCUUAUGAGCAGAACAUCACCUUGACUGCCAGCGACGGUAGCACCAUGGACAUUCCCCUCCCUUAUUUCGACGACUAUGUCCAGGAAGGCGUGGUCAGCUGUAUCAACUAUGGCUGCCAACUCGGCGCUACCAUCGUCACCUUUGUGCUCUUGUGCCUAUUGACCAGGUCCAAGAAGCGUUCCUCCGUCGUCUUUUGCUUGAACGUCACUGCCCUGCUCCUGAACAUGUUUCGUCUUAUCUGCGAGGUUCUGAUUUACACCAGCGCCUGGUUUGAGACUUUUGCUUAUUUCACCGGGGACAUCUCUCGCGUGACUCAAGGCGAUUUUGCGAACAGCGUUCUGGUUUCAGUCAUGGAUGCCCUGCUACAAGUUGUCAUGGAAGCUUCGCUUGUCGUGCAGACCAGAGUCGUAUCCACCAACAUGUCGUGCUGGCAAAAGAAUUCCAUCCUCGUCGUCUCGAUUGGGCUUGCUGUUUCUAGCAUUGGGUUCCGCAUGGCUCAGAUGGUGUUGGAAAGUAUGCUCAUCGUCAAAAACAAGCCAUUCAACAGUGACAUCUGGCUCCAGAAAUUGAAUACCAUCUUGACCACAACUAGCAUUAUCUACUUCAGCGUAGUCCUCAUUUGCAAGCUGGGAUACACCAUUUAUCGUCGCAAGCAGCUCGGCGUUCAUCAAUUCAGUCCUAUGCAGAUCAUCUUCAUCAUGAGCUGUCAAACAAUGAUUGUGCCUGCUGUCUUCUCAAUCUUGCAAUUUUCGUCUGUCAACAUCCACCAUAUCAACAACGACAUUGUCACCUUCGUGGUGGUCUCGCUGCCCGUGACAACCCUGUGGGCCGCCACUGCACUGCCUGGUCAUGCAGCAGUACAUGAUGCCGAAUCUGGUAUGCCUCUCUGGAACAAACUGUCGACAUCGCGACUCGGUAGUGUGGGCUCUGACCGAAAGAAGUCGGCAUCGACCAGCGAGACCAUCACAUUUCCCUCUACGGUGAAUUUUCAGGGGUUGGAGAUGGCUAAGCAGCGGGGAAGCUGCUCGCAUGUCAACAACCGUGACUUCUCCAAUUCAUCCUCGUACAACCAGUGCGUCUCUGGCAAUAUGGCGGCUGUGCCGCAAUCCACGUUAACAUGGCUUUGGAAUGUGCUUACAAAGAACCAUCAUGAUCCCAAACAGACCUACCGUGAUCCCAAUCGCACAUACCAUGACGUCGCUCGAGCGCUGGCGCAAUACCCAUCCUUUGGACCUCGGACAGAUGUAUACACAUACGAAAAUGGCACGCCGUCGCUUCUCCUUCACCUCGUCGGGACCUUACCGGUCUCCUUCCGCGGCAAUUCGUACAAUAUCCCGAUAGACACAUGGAUUCCCAGCACAUAUCCUCUUGAGGCUCCGAUAGUUUACGUUACUCCAACCCCGGAUAUGGUAGUCCGAUCUGGUCAGCACGUCACGCUGGAGGGUCGAGUAUAUCAUCACUAUUUGGCGCAUUGGCAUGAAGCAUGGGAUCGAUCCUCAAUCGUCGAAUUGUUUGGUGUUCUACGUGAUAUCUUUUCCAAAGAGCCCCCGGUUAAAGGACGACCUCAGUCACGACCACCGCAACCCGAAACCCCACGAUCGGGUCCUCCUCCGGUCCCUCCGCUUCCUCCAGAGCUUUCUACGUCUCCUAGACCUGUCGAACCACCUUCUAGACAACAUCAACAAACACCUCCAAGACCGCCCCAGUUGCCUCCAAAGCCUGGCCAGACAGCGCGAGUACAUUCUCCGCCUACAGCUCACACACCCGGACCAGCGAUCCCUCCGUUACCUCCAAAGCCGCAGAACGGGCAUAUUCAAGAAUGGAGGACUCCUAUAAAUGCAGCUACUGCUCAAUUAAAUCGGUCCAGCAGUUUGCGAACGCAACCGGCGCCUGUCAAUCCGCAUUACCAACAAGAUCCGUAUGCAAAUACUUCCCCUGUGUCUGUACAAAGCCAUGGUGCUUAUCCGCACCAUCAAAUACAAAGUCCUCGACAGUAUUCGACGCCACAAUCUGCACAUGGCUACCAGCAGAAUGUGCAUCAGCAGCAAUAUCCACACCAAGCACCCGUUCCAUAUCCUGCUCAUCAAAACCAGCAACCGCCCUAUCAAACUCCUCCACAAGCAAUGACUGCACCGAAACCMCCCAAGCCGCAGACCCCUGACUUACUCACCUCACCAUUUGAUGUCGAGCUACCAUCUAUCACGCCAACGGGCCCUCCACCGCCUGUACCACCAAAUCCCGAGAAGGAUGCUCUUAUCCACACGCUCUCCCGAACAUUGACCGAGAAUCUACAAGGAAAUGUAUCGCAGUCCCAUUCUGCCGUAACUUCUUUGCAGUCACAGUCUCAGGCUUUGAGUUCUGCCAUGAUGACUCUACAAGGCGAACUAGCGACCUUGAACCAGUUUAAAGUAACGAUACAAUCCAACAUAAGUAUCCUUCAGCAGUCGCUCCAUCGCGCAGAUGCAGUAAUAGCAGAUGCCAAGGCUCGAACCGAUCAAAAUGGAACAGGAACUACAACAGCAAGUGGACUACCCGCCAUAGACGACGUGCUCGUGGCUCCGACUGUGGUCGGAAAACAACUAUACGAUUUGGUAGCCGACGAGCGAGGAAUCCAACAAGCCAUCUACGCACUACAAGCGGCGUUGGUCAAGGGAGUGAUUGGAGCGGACACCUGGUCACGUCAUACGCGUAGCUUGGCCCGAGAAGCGUUUAUUAAACGUGCACUAAUCCGGAAAAUUGCGCUGGGAAUGGGACUGGAUUUGGGCGAGGAUGCUCUUCGGCCGGAGUCGUGA